GCCGUCCACUCGUUUUUUUUUUUAUAGUUACUUCUUCAUUUCCCCCUUUCCUUUCCUCUCUCUCUCUGUUUGUCCAUCUUUCCCUCUGUUCCUCCGCGAAAUCUCCAGACCAGCAAUCCUCUCACAGAGAGAGGGAGAGAAUCUCUGGAAGUCUACAGUUGUGGGAUUUCGAUUUCCACUUCUGUCUCACAAAUUUCUUUUCCCCAUUUCUUUGUUAUUAUUAUUAUUAUUCAAUCUCCCAUUGAUUUCUCCGGCGACUUACUCUUCGCCGCCGGGGACUCUUUUUUGAGAGGUAAAUAAAUAAUAGAUACCUGCCACUCCUUCCUCCCUAUUUGUUCGCCGGUUACCACAUUCGGAGCCUCCCCCGAGAUCCGCCAAUUGCCGUCGGUUUGUCUUCCUUCCUUUUCCGGCGAGGCAGGCUUCAGUUACCCUUUGAAUUACCCCCCGGGAAAUCGGAGAUUCAGUUUGCUUUCUCUCGCCGUUGAUUUUGCGACGACGUCGUAGGAGGAGAAGUAGAGAAAGGGAAGUAGGGAGUUACGCCUAAACCUACGCGUGGCGGUCGGGGCUGGGAUUCGUGUAAUGCUGCUGCUGGGUAGAAGAAGAAGAAGAGUCAAACCUUUUCCAGAACAGGGGAAAUUAAAUUCCCCUUCCUCCCUAUCCUUAUCUUCUUUGCCGCUCUGAUUUCUGUUCGAGAUCGAGUGGAUUCGGGGGAAAGUCAGUUCCUUCCUAGAGAUCUGAAGUUGCAGAGGAAUCUGCCAUAAUUUCCUUUUUUUGGGGUUUGUGGUGUUUGUUUUCCUUGUAACCGGCGGCAGAGGCAGCCAAAAGAAGAAGAGAUGAUGAGAAUGAAGAAUAAACCACCGACGGCGGCUGGGGGCUCACCAGAUUCCAUGGGAGCAGAGUGGGAGAUGAGACCCGGCGGAAUGCUGGUUCAGAAGCGAAACCCAGAUUCCGAUCACAGGUCCAUUCCUCCACCGACAAUUCGGGUCCGGGUCAAGUACGGGUCAACCUACCACGAAAUCAACAUCAGCUCUCAAGCUUCUUUCGGGGAGCUGAAGAAGAUGUUGACCGGACCGACUGGGCUACACCAUCAAGACCAGAAGCUGAUUUACAAAGACAAAGAGAGGGACUCCAAGGCUUUCCUGGAUAUGACAGGGGUGAAAGACAAGUCCAAAAUGGUGCUGCUUGAAGACCCAAUUAGCCAGGAGAAGCGUUACCUUGAGAUGAGAAAGAAUGCCAAGAUGGAGAAAGCUUCCAAGUCCAUCUCCGAGAUCAGCUUGGAAGUCGACCGCCUCGCUGGUCGGGUUUCGGCUCUCGAAUCAGUGAUUAGUAAAGGUGGGAAGGUAGCGGAGAAGGAUGUUUUGAGCUUGAUCGAAUUGUUGAUGAACGAGCUGCUGAAGUUGGACGGAAUUAUGGGUGAUGGAGAUGUCAAACUGCAGAGGAAGUUGCAGGUGAAAAGAGUUCAGAAGUAUGUUGAGACAUUAGACAUGUUGAAGGUGAAGAACUCAUCUUUGGCAAACGGCAAUGGAACCCACCACAGCAAAUCAAACCACCAUCAGCACAAGCAAAGCAAUGGACAUAGGUUAGCUCCGAUCGAGGAACAUCCACCAAGGUACUCCAAUGGCGACCACCACCAACAACAGCAGCAGCAGCAGCAUCACGUGCGCUCAGUUCGCCAUCCCACGGCAUACCAGCAUCAACAAGAACAGCAGCAGUCAUCAAAGCAUUCGACUUCCGCGCAGCCGGUGGUUGUUACCACACAAUGGGAAACAUUUGAUUCAACACCAGGGACAUCGUCGGCUGCAGUUCCUCCGGCAGCAGGCAACAAUAAUUCAGCCCAUAAUCAACCAAAGUUCCCAUGGGAUUUCUUCGGUUGAGAUUGAUCAAAUAAACUACAGCAACAGCAGCAGCAAGCAAGUUCUAUCCCCGCAGUAGUACUUUGUUCUAUUUUCCCCCUCUAUUGUGCCUUGUUCUUUGUGUGUGGAUGUGCUUUCUCUUGGGUUUGUGACACCUUUUUUUCUUUCUCCCUUUCAUUUUCACCAUUUUUUUAGUUUGGGUUUCCCUAAUUCUUUCAUGUACUUAGAUUUAUUAGCCCACCCUCCCCUUUUUACUUCUUUUAGCUCUACUACUAUUGUCCAAAAUUCAGUUCCACCAGAAAUAAACAUGGGGGGCUCUCUACUACUAAAAAUGAUAGCAGCAGUAGCAGCAGUCAAGUUUCUCUGUUCCAUCAUCUUGUUCUGUUCUAUUAUGGAUGUACAUUGGCAAGAUUCAUUUCUUCCUGUGGCAAAAUUCAUCAAGACUUUUUUGGGUUUCUUUAUGGUGACUUAUUGUAGCAAACUAGCAAUAUAUUUGUACAUUUACUUUGCUUCCUGGAUUGGCUACAAGCUGACAAAAUGGGGGUUGCGAGGAGCAAUCAUGCAACUACCCCAGAUCAAUGAUUACACAUUUGAAGUGUCAGAGUGAAAUGAUGAAAGGAAGUGAGUGAGUCAGGUCCUCUUUUGGGCCAUGGCCUGAAGGCAGAGCUUGUGGUAUUUCCAAACCCAGUAAAACCUUCUUGUUUAGGACAUAUUUUUGGGUAUUAAUUGCUGUGGUUUUGGCCUUGUGGGA
Molecule: messenger RNA, 2604 nt
Organism: Linum tenue
Lineage: Eukaryota; Viridiplantae; Streptophyta; Magnoliopsida; Malpighiales; Linaceae
Source: the annotation of a GenBank genome assembly